Neoarius graeffei (lesser salmon catfish) is the source of this 6693-nucleotide messenger RNA. RefSeq lists its product as uncharacterized. The record is from RefSeq and is a predicted model, not a curated record. Bases 4463 to 5590 code for a protein of 375 amino acids. The transcript is spliced from 13 exons. NCBI's taxonomy places the organism in Eukaryota, Metazoa, Chordata, Actinopteri, Siluriformes, Ariidae.
UGUUUUCACAAGCUCUAACCAGCUUUACUUGUACUUAUUACACAGUUAAAAUAAUUUCACAUCACUAGUGAAAACAUAUACAAGCAGACAUGUGUCUUUAGAAAAAACAUUUAUUUACAUAGUGCGUAGAAACACAACAUAAAGUGACGUGAACAGUGCAAAGGUGCAGAACAAGAAAAGUGGUGUGAUUAUUUUCUGGCUUGCGCCUCCAUUACAGACACCAUGCGCCCCAUCAUACUGAGGAACGCACUGUUGUCUGCCUCCAGCUUGUGCAGCAAGGCAUCGUUCGUUUCCUUGCUGUGCUGCAGGAACCUCUCGUCCGCCCGCUCGAGUAUCCGGUGAGACAGACUACUGGAUACUCAGCACAACAACUUACCAGGUCUGGUCUGCUGCGAUUGUCCUGAGCUGCUGGAUGGUGCAGGAGAGCUGCAGUGGAGUGGAGACAUCAUGUCCUCGUCCCCGAUGGUGGACAACUCUAUAAACCACAUAAAAACAGCCAGUGUUGGGAAAGUUCACUUUCUACAUGAACUAUUUCAAAGUUCAGUGAACAAAUGUUAAAAUGAGCUCGUUCAGUUCGUAAUGAACAAUUCUGAACUAAGUUCACAGUUACAGAAAUGAACUAGUGAAUGAAACUAUGCGUCAGAUUUCAUUAUAACAUUCUACAAACAUUAACUGAAGUAGCUGGUAACGGUCACUCACUAACGGGCAUGAAAACGGGUCAGGGGUGAAAAAGGUGAGAAGGGUGUGCGAGUGGUGACGUGGGUUCUGGAGUUUUAUUUUGUUUGGGGGGUCCUCCCUCAGAAUAAAUAUUAUAGCCUCCUUACUAAGUACACUGUAUUGACAUUUGCACAAGGACAUACAGUACAAAUACAAAUUCAAAUACAUGUAGUUAUAGUGAAAUUAUGCCCUGGAAAAAAAUGCGAAUAAUAGAACGAAGAAAGUGGAGAACACACAAGGAAUAGUGAUCAUUUUUUCCUUUUAUUUGCCUGGACCACCAGUGUCUCCAUGGCCCGCUUUCACCGAGUUGCCACAUGUUUCAGCCUCGCCCGCUUCUCUCCUUCAGCAGUCGGUUUCUUGGCCUGCUGAGCACUGCAAGUUGCCUGAGAGCCAUACUUGCUCUGCUGCUGCUGCUUUUCCUCCUUGUUCACCCUCUGCUGGUGUUUGUAUGCGGCUGCUGCAGAGUUAAUGUUCUGUCCACUUCCCCAAACUUCACGUCCUCCCUUCUAAAGAGCUACAUAGCUGUCUUCCCCCUGGACAUCAGCGUGUACUUGACCGUCUGUAUUGCAUUAAAUGUUUCCACAUUCAUGUUGCCACUCCUUUGAUCAAUUACAUCAUUCAUCAGACUAAAUGAGGACUCGACUCUAGGUCCAUGAAAGAUGGAGAGGCAACACUUCACCAGUGCACCCAGGGAGGGGUACUUGUCUGGUUUGUCGAAGACAUGACCCCACAACUCCACGAUGCUCUCUCCCUCCUUGAAGCUGGGGAUGGUCAGGUCAACACUGAACCGCACAAGUUCCCUCUGGAUAUCCUGGUCUGCUGGCAAGAGGUGCCCCAGCAUACCACUCAGCCUGCCAAGAUAUGGAUGAGAAUUUGAAAUCAGUGCAAAGACAUGAGUAACAAAAAUCCCAAAGCACCUGGUAAUAUGGCAAAAAAAAAAACUUUAAAUGUUAUUCUUACCUCUUAAACUGGAUCACUGCCUGUGAGUGGCCUCUCAGAAGAGGGUCCAGAGCAGACAGGGCUGUCAGGGUUGGACUGGCCAAGGGGAGCUUCUUCUGAAGGUACACUGCAGUGGUUAUGUAGGCUUUUCUAACUUCACUAGGAAUGGCACCAACAGCUGACACAAAACACCAGUAAUAAAAAAGACCAUUCGUUCUUUUUUUUUCAAACAACUGAGAAAAAAGUCAUGCAGGUGAUGCAGGGUGCCUUACAGCAUGUUUGGGAUUCUGGCUUCUGAACUUAUCAGCUUCCUGUCCCCCAUAUACAUCCCUGGAGGGCAGCAGCAUAUGAUCCUCCAGGACCAACUCCCUAAGAGCCCUGGGAGACAGCUGUGUAAGGGAAGAACUAAAUGGGAGUAAUAACUUUCAAAAGACCCCAGGUUCCGGAGGAAAGAGGAAACAUUCAACUGAUGGCACAGACAACAGAAAAGUAAAAAAUUAUGGAUAAAAUCGAUCAACUAAUGUAGGCAGAGUGGGUGUAAGAAGAAAUUAAUUACCUCAGUAAUCUGUUCGGCCUUCACAAAGCAAGCCAAGUAGGCCAGGAACAGCUCAAGCUGCCGAUCAUGAAGUUUGUGCACCAAUGUCUGGCUACCCUGUGUGUAUGUAAAACAAAUUCUUAUAAAAUUGAUUAACUGCUAACAUUGGAUGUGCAUGCACGUGCAGUCAAGUUGCAGUAAUUCCUAGUACAACUAUGACCCACCUGGAAAACCAUGACAUACUCUUUGAGAAUAGCAAGAACACCCAUGUAGAUGCUGAGCCGUAGGACUGUCGUCUCCUCAUGCCACAACUUCUGACAUACCCUCCUUUUUCUCUCACGGCCUUGUGGGGUCAUGCCUGUGAAAGAUGAAUUAAUGUAAGUGAAAACCACAAUACAUACUCCUACUGAUUAGGAACUUCACAACAAGUAUUGUGCUAAUUAUUAUAAGGGAUUGGAACAUCAAGUCUCAUCACCUUUCCUGCUGAGUUUCUCCUGAACCUUCUUGAUUCUGGCUCUUGCAGUCAGAUUGACAUGGUACUUGGUGUACAUCAAUUCCAAAGGCUCCCUAUACAGCUCCUUAUCCACAGUGGAGAGGUAUCCAUAAUAGAGGACUUUGUACGCAGGCGUCAUGGCAUGGGUUGCCACGCUGGCAUCAUAUGCAGACAGCCAGCGAUGAGGAACAAAGCCCCUCUGUGUGCUGGAGGCGGGGAGAUUUAAUAUCAUGGCUAUCUCCUCGAGGUACAUUACCUGACAAAAGGCAGAAAAAGAUUUUGAAAGAAACAAAGACAUUCUACACAUUCCAUAGUUUCAUCACAGUACAUUACAGCAGGGUCAGCAGCUGUGGUCUAGACUAGAGCUGACAAAUUCAGGUUGUACCAAAUUCACAUGGGUGCAGUGUUAGAGGACGGCAAAGCGUUGUAGUGUCAAAUUUGCUUAGCAUUUUGCUUACCUGGUCUGGACUCCACUGAUGGUCAACCUGGAGAUCACUGAACAGCUUCUCCAAGUAGCUGUCAAAGGGCUCUGAGAAUUUUUUUGCAGCAUUGUGAAUAUGACGGCAGGAGUCUCCAUCAUAUGGAGGAUGAAUUGUGACACGGAUAAUUAUUUAAAUAAACCUUUAAAUAAAUAAUAAAAUGUUUCAUUAAUUUAUUAAAAGUUGAAUUAAAUGUUUAAAAUUGAAAAUAAAUACAUAAAUAAUUAAUUUAAUCCCGAUUUAUAUCAUGUAAAUAAAUAUAUAUAUAUAUAUAUAUAUGUGUGUGUGUAACCAGGUGGUAAUAGAUAAAUUUAUAAAUGUGUAUGUGUAUGGUUACAGUGUGAUGAAUGCCAAAUUCGAAGUGUAUCAAUGUCCAGAGAGAAUUGUGGGAGGGUAUCCUGUAGGUGGCAGUAUUUGACCAUUUUAUUUGAUGAGGUUGAAACGUACAUGGAGUUUGGAAUGAAGUUUGAGCGGUUUUGCUUGCCGUACUUAGUUUUUGACCAGAAUGCGCUGUACUAAAAUGUGUUUCAACGAAGUUGCACUAUAAGUAUGUUUUUCUUAUUUUAUAAGUUGCUUGUUACACAAGUCCUCAUCAAAACUGAAGAUGUGUAACAUGAUGUUUGGGAUAUGAGAUCAACAAGUUAUUAGAGACUGUAUAAACUGCGAUGUUUCAAGAUUGUUCGUGAUGUGUGAAGAUUCCUCCAGCAACGUGGGCUGUACCUGUUAGGAUAACGAAACCUGCAAGCCUACUGCCGUAUUGUUUGUAUAUAAGUUUGAACUCUUUAGCUACAGUCUACAGCCGUGAGUGAAGAAUGGAUGCGGCCCAAGACGUGUUGUAGUCUAGUUAUUUUGCACCUAUGCUUGAAAAUAAAACUUACUGAAAACCCCAGAAGAACUGUGUCCUGUGUGGUUCUAAUUCCACAGGCUACACAUAUAUAUAUAUAUUUCUCUCGCUAUUUAAUUAAUUAUUGCAUUCUGUUUAUUUAAUUAUUUCAUUGCCCUGUGUUCCACCACAUCAUGAAAUAAUUAAAUCUGUCAACCUCACCCAUCAAAGUCUGUGGGCGUAUCCUAACACCUGAUUGGUUGCCCUGCAUAUCAAGUCUUGGCAGAUCGAUUGCAGAGAUGAUGAUCACUGCCUGUACAGAACACACUGGGAAACAAAACUAUUGCAAUACACUGGGUGGCGCUGUUCGUUUCGCCAGAGCACUCGUGGACACACAAUCUAGCGUCAACUGCUGGCGCCAUAAACAGACAGUGGGAUGCUGUGCUGUUAAACUGUGCAUAUGAAAACGGAAGAAAAUGCGCAAAAGUUGCCCAGAGCUUCUGAGGGAAGCAGCCAGUUUAAUAGAAGAAGCCCUACGAUGUCCUCCAGCUGUGUCCGGAACAUCCUCACAUGACCCUGCUGCCGCGCCACGAACACCCGUUCAGGCCGAAGUAGCGAGACUAUUGGCGCCUUACGCCAGAACAAGCAUGGCAAGACGACCAGGAGUCCAAGCUACUCCUAGAAGAAAUUACAGCUACACACACAUGUUCUGCUGUGUGGCUGACCACCGCACCGACACAGUCCCGAGCGGAGGAGUGAAAGCAGACCUUCUCGCCGCAGGACUGGGAGAGCAGAGAGUGACAUUUUCAGGGAAUCCCAGUGAUCCUAUGGUUAUAACGAAUAAACUGAUGGAAGUUUAUCCAAAGCUGCAAGAAGGAGGAGGCUUUGAACUUCUUAAAAUUACAGGGCCAACUCGCAGCCGAAGUCUUGCAUUACUGCCAUGUCCCAGCACAGGAUACACCUUAGCCUUUUUGAAGGAUCCAUCAACGAUGAUUGGACAGGCCACACUCUACAUACGUCCACUACAACAGGAUCUACCCUUAGACUGUGAGAGGCCAUGUCAUACCUCUGGUCCUGCCAUACCUUGCAUCACUUGUCAGAAGGAGGUUAUUUUUUCUGAGAUGAAGUGUCACAGAUUGACCUGCAAUGAGGCACCAGUGCAGGAUUCAGAGAGAGAUCAAGAGGGAGGCCCAAAAGAAGAUAAUGGAGAGACCCCAGUCAGUGACGAUGUUGAAGUGCCUGGACCAUCGGUUGAGAAUGCAGUAAAACCAGUAGUGAUUGACUUGGAGGAGUGUGAUUACAAUGAAACAGACAAUGAUUGGAAACUUAUUAAAGAGCCAGCUCGAGCGGCUAAAGUUUUUAAAGAGAAUCUUCUAAGGGAGCACGCCAAUGGGGAAACACUUAAGAUGAAGAUGGAUGUUCGAGACUCAGAAGAGGAGCGGGAACAACAGCUUCUGUCAUUCUACAAGCAGCAGCAGAAGUGGGCAUGUCCACUCAACUGUACUCUUGCUGGUGAUGCUGCUGUUGGAGAGGGAGUGAUGAGGUUCUUCAUGACAACAAUAAUAUCCAAACUCCAGUUUGGAUUCAGUCUAGGGGAGGAAUAGGCCGAACACUAUUAUUUGAGUGAGAACCUGACCAUCUUGUACCAGCAGCAUCAGAGGCACUCAUUGAAAGCAACCUCUUCAGGGUUGCAGGCAGGAUGUUGGCCCACAGCUUUCUGCAUGAUGGCCCCCUUGUCACAGGGUUAAGUCCUGCUGUGAUUCAUGUGCUUUUCAAUGGAGACCCCAAAGUGGCAACGGUUGUUAUUGAAGACUGCCCUGAUCUACACAUCAGGAAUAUCAUAAAACUGCUUGAUAAAGAAGAACUUACACCUGAAGAGAAGGACACUAUUUCAGCUCUCUGCAUGUCCUGGGACCUCCCAGCAGUCACAAGAACAAACAGGAGAUGGCUGCAAAACAAACUUCUCCAUGCAGUCAUUGGUAGGAUUACACGGCAGAUAAAACAACUGAUAAAGGGCCUUAAAGACGUAAUGCUCUGGCCGCUUCUCUCCUCAAGGCCAGAUGUGGUCCAACUGAUGUUCCUCAGAAUGUCUGAAAUUGAGUUCACACCCCAGAUAAUCCUACAGAAAAUCACUUGGCCUGUGGAGGAGGACAGUGAUGAUGAGGACUUUGACCUGGAGAGCACGUGCCGAAUCACAGGGUUCCUGAGAACGUUCGUGGAAGCUGCUUCAUCAGGUACCCUGUCUCAAUUGGUGAGGUUCUGGGUUGGUUGGGAGAGGCUUCCUGCUGAAUUAAGGGUGGAGAUUUCAGGCGGGACCCUUCCCACCUCUGCCACCUGCUUCGAAACACUCAAGCUGCCACGUCAUUUCACAACAUAGUGACUUUUUGAAAAAGCACUUACCUCUGCCAUAAAUACUGCAGACACAGGAUUUGGACUAGUUUGUUUGUACUGUUUUAAAGCGGUCAUUGCAUGCAGUAAUCCAUGUCAGCUCAUCUCACUUAAGUUCAAAGGUGUUAAAUUGUGUUAACAUUUUUCCGAAACCCUGAAGUUGUUAAAGAAAAGAUGCAGUAGUUCAGGAGUGUGUGUGCAUUUGUGUGACUGUUUUCAAAGCGUUUUUUAAACAUUAAACGAAAGCAGUAAAACUAGUAUUUUUGUCUUUACAGCAUGUGAAUUUUGUGCCGGUGUAACAUGCUGAAUAAAUCUGAAG